GUCUGCGUGAACUGGUUUCUGGCAACGGAGAGAUGACUUCCCAAAAAACAGACGUGUUAUGCUUCUUUGUCAACGGAAAAAAGGUAUCGGAGAACCAUGCAGACCCUGAGACCAUGCUGCUGUCCUUCCUCAGAGAGAAGUUGAGGUUCACGGGAACAAAGUAUGGCUGCGGCGGUGGAGGCUGUGGGGCAUGUACGGUCAUGGUGUCCCGAUACCGACCCGUCACCAAAACCAUCACCCAUUACGCCGCCAACGCCUGCCUGCUGCCGAUCUGCCAGCUUCACGGAGCCGCUAUCACCACAGUGGAGGGCAUCGGCAGCACAAAGACCAGGGUCCACCCAGUACAGGAGCGAAUAGCAAAGGCUCAUGGCUCUCAAUGUGGCUUCUGCACUCCGGGGAUGGUGAUGUCUAUGUACGCUCUGCUGAGGAACACACCUCAGCCCUCUAUGGAUGACAUCGCAGAGGCUCUGGCUGGUAAUCUGUGUCGCUGUACUGGGUAUCGGCCUAUUAUUGACGGCUGCAGGACCUUUUGUCAGGAGGCCAACUGCUGCCAGGAGAGUGGGGUUACCAACUGUUGCAUCAAUGGAGAGAAUGGAAACAGCGAUGAAGCAGAAUAUCCACAGCUGUUCGACAAAGACCAGUUUCAGCCGCUGGAUCCAACACAAGAACUCAUCUUCCCUCCAGAACUGAUUCUGACCUCUCAGACCCCCAGGCCGGAGCCGCUGACCUUCCAGGGGGAGAGGAUGACCUGGGUGUCCCCCGGCUCCAUGGACCAGCUGGUCCAGCUGAGGAGCAGACACCCUGGAGCGCCGUUGGUCAUGGGCAACACCAACAUUGGUCCAGAUAUUAAGUUCAAAGGCAUCAUCCAUCCACUGAUCAUAUCUCCAACCAGAGUCACGGAGCUGUUUGAGACCACUCAGACACCAGAGGGUGUCUGGGUCGGAGCGGGUUCCAGUCUGUCAGAGGUGCGGACUCUUCUGGAGAACCUGGUCCCUCAGUAUCCACCAGAGAAGACCGAACUGUUCCGAGCCCUGAUCAAGCAGCUGGGGAACCUGGGAAGCCAACAGAUCCGGAACGUGGCUUCUCUUGGAGGGAAUAUCGUGAGUGCUUAUCCAAAUUCCGAUCUGAACCCGGUCUUGGCUGCCGGACGCUGCAAACUGAGUGUUGUUUCAAGUGGAGGCAAACGGGAGGUUCCUCUAAAUCAAGACUUCUUUGUGAACUUUGGAAAAACCAUCCUGAAGCCCCAUGAGAUUGUGGUUUCAGUUUUUAUUCCCUUUACCAGAAAGGGGGAGUUUGUCGGCGCUUUCCGCCAGGCUCCGAGGAAGGAGAGCUCCUUUGCCACAGUGACGACUGGGAUGAGGGUGUUCUUCUCCGAGGGAUCCAGAGUGGUCCAGGACAUCAGCAUUUAUUAUGGAGGAAUGGGUCCGACGACUGUUAGCGCCGUCAAAACGUGUGCAGCCAUUGUCACGAGGCAGUGGGAUGAUGAGACCCUGGGCCGGGCCUACGAAGUCCUCCUGGAGGAGCUGGUCCUCCCUCCUUCAGCUCCCGGAGGAAAGGUGGAGUUCCGUCGCUCCCUCACCCUCAGCUUGUUGUUUAAGUUCAACCUGGAGGUCCUGCACAAGCUCAGACACAUGGAUGUGAUCACAGAUGAGAUUCCUGAGAAGGUCCAGCCUUUACCCAGAGAGAUCCAGCCCAGCCUGCAGGAGUUCCAGUCUGUGUCACAGGAGCAGAAUUCCCAGGACCCAGUGGGCCGUCCCAUCAUGCAUCGCUCUGCCCUGAGUCAGGCCACAGGUGAAGCCGUUUACUGUGACGACCUCCCCAGAACCGAUGGAGAGCUUUUCCUGGCUCUGGUCACCAGUUCACGAGCGCACGCUAAGAUUAUACAGCUGGAUGUGAGUGAGGCUCUGAAAGUACCUGGAGUUGUUGACGUCAUCACAGCCAAAGACAUACCAGGGCGGAAAGUCCGGACGAUGUGUGGUUAUGAUGAGGAGCUGCUGGCAGGAAGUGAGGUGUCGUGCAUUGGUCAGAUGGUCUGUGGUGUGGUCGCCGAUACGAGAGCGCACGCCAAACGAGGAGCGGCGGCCGUGAAGAUCAGCUACGAAGACCUGCCUGAACCCAUUUUCACCAUAGAGGAAGCCAUUGAGAAAUCCUCGUUCUUCGAACCACGCAGAAGAAUCGAGAGAGGAAAUGUGACUGAAGCCUUUAAAAGCGUUGACCAGAUUUAUGAAGGGGAGCACCGUAUGGGGGGUCAGGAGCAUUUUUACAUGGAAACUCAGAGCAUGCUGGUCGUCCCAGUCGGUGAGGAGAGAGAGUUCAACAUUUAUGUAUCCACUCAGUGGCCAGCAGCGACUCAGGAAGCGGUUGCACAAACGUUGGGCAUCCCAUCGAACAGAGUCACCUGUCAUGUCAAAAGGAUGGGCGGAGCUUUUGGAGGAAAAGUCACAAAAACGUCCAUCUUGGCGUCUGUCACAUCCGUGGCUGUGUGGAAGACCAACCGUCCAGUGCGCUGCAUCCUGGAGCGAGGUGAGGAUAUGCUGAUCACAGGAGGACGCCACCCAGUGGUGGGAAAAUACAAGGUGGGGUUCAUGAAUGAUGGAAGGAUCAUAGCAGCUGAUAUUCAGUUCUAUACCAACGCUGGCAACACUAUCGAUGAGUCAGUGCUGGUAAUUGAGAAGAUUCUACUCCACAUGGACAACGCCUACAACAUCCCCCACCUGCGAGGAAGCGGGGCAGCGUGCAGGACCAACCUCCCCUCCAACACGGCCUUCAGGGGCUUCGGCGUCCCCCAGAGCCUCAUGUUUGUGGAGAAUAUGAUCACAGAUGUGUCCAUGGUUCUGGGACUCCCUGCAGAUAAGAUCCGUGAGAUCAACAUGUACAGGGGUCCGUCAGUCACCCACUACAAGUACCAGUUCAACCCAGAGAAUCUGCUGCGCUGCUGGGACCAAUGCAAGGCCAAGUCCACCUUCAGCUCCAGACGCACGGCUGUCGACCAGUUUAACCAGCAGAACCAGUGGAAGAAGAGGGGCAUGUCCAUCAUCCCCAUCAAAUAUGGCAUCGCAUUCGGUGAAGGAUUCUUAAACCAGGCUGCGGCGCUGGUCCACAUUUAUAAAGACGGUUCUGUUCUCGUCACUCAUGGUGGGACAGAGAUGGGUCAGGGAAUCCACACCAAAGUACAACAGGUGGCGAGUCGGGAGCUUCACAUCCCGACCUCAAAGGUCUACAUCAGUGAAACCGGCACCAACACCGUCCCCAACACCUGCCCCUCAGCUGCCUCCUUCGGCACCGACGCCAACGGCAUGGCGGUCAAGAACGCCUGCCAGACUCUGUAUCAGCGACUGGAGCCAAUCAGGAAGAAGAACCCUAAAGGAUUAUGGGAAAGUUGGGUCACAGCAGCUUUUUUCGAGAAAAUCAGUUUAUCAGCAACUGGAUUCCACAGGGGCCCUGACCUGUACAUGGACUGGGAGGCGAUGGAGGGCCAGCCCUACGCCUACUUCACAUACGGAGCCUGCUUCAGCGAGGUGGAGCUGGACUGUCUGAGCGGGGACUACCGGACGCUGAGGACAGACAUCGUGGUGGACAUCGGCAGGAGUGUGAACCCCUCCGUGGACAUCGGACAGGUCGAGGGUGCGUUCAUGCAGGGUUUGGGUCUGUACACCCUGGAGGAGCUGAAGUUCUCCCCCUCUGGUCUCCUCUACACUCGAGGUCCGUCCCAGUACAAAAUUCCCGCCGUAUGCGACGUUCCGCUGUCCUUCAACGUCUACCUGCUUCCAGACUCGUACAACCCCCACGCCAUCUACUCGUCUAAGGGGAUUGGAGAACCGGUUGUGUUCCUGGGCAGCUCUGUGUUCUACGCCAUCAAAGACGCGGUGGCGGCGGCCCGUUCACAGUCGGGUCUGGCCGGUCCGUUUCCACUGGACAGCCCCGCCACCGCUGACAAGGCCUGCCUCGCCUCUGCAUCCCACUUCACUCAGAAGGUUCCAGUUCCUAAACCUGGAGUUUUCAAACCGUGGGCUUUAAACAUCUGAUCAUCUCACACACACACACACACACACACACACAGUUUGAAUCAAACCUGUUCACGGUCGUUUCCUUUGAGGCCGAUCACACGUCGAUGUACUGUGGUCUGCAGACGACGGCCCCUGAAGAACAAACAGGAAGUGAUGUCAUUGACAAACACAUCAAGAAAAAAAAAAAAUCACGUUCUCAGAUUUUUUUGAUCCUUUCGUCAAAGCUAAUGUUAGCGUUGUCUUCUAAUCAGCCACAGAUUCACCUGUUUGUCCAGUUUUUUAAAACCACUUUCAGCACAGUUUUAUAUGAAUAAUGCAUCUUUUAUAGUUGUAUAAAAUUAUUGAAAUGAUUGUUUUUACUGAUAUAAAUGUGAAAUCUCUUCAAUGUACCUGCAAAGGCCACACUGUAAUAAACCUCUGUAUCUGCAUGUACUAAUAACAUGUCAACACUAAAUAAAGGCUCAGU
Molecule: messenger RNA, 4473 nt
Organism: Sphaeramia orbicularis (orbiculate cardinalfish)
Lineage: Eukaryota; Metazoa; Chordata; Actinopteri; Kurtiformes; Apogonidae
Gene: aox6
Product: aldehyde oxidase 6
Exons: 35
Coding region: 33-4025 (1330 amino acids)
Molecular function (GO): FAD binding; iron ion binding; molybdopterin cofactor binding
Source: RefSeq, a predicted model, not a curated record